AUGGAUCGUGUGGUUGGUGGCAAGUUUAAGCUUGGUAGAAAACUUGGAAGUGGAUCCUUUGGUGAAAUCUUUCUAGGUGUGAAUGUACAAUCUGGAGAUGAAGUUGCUGUUAAGCUCGAACCUCUUAGAAGUAGGCAUCCUCAGCUUCAUUACGAGUCAAAGAUUUAUAUGUUUCUUCAAGGAGGAUCUGGUAUUCCACACCUUAAAUGGUUUGGGGUUGAGGGUGAAUACAACUGUAUGGUGAUCGACCUUCUUGGUCCUAGUCUUGAGGAGUUUUUCAACUAUUGCAGUCGUUCUUUCUCUUUAAAGACAGUCCUAAUGCUCGCAGAUCAGAUGAUAAACAGAGUGGAGUUUAUGCAUGUGCGAGGCUUUCUUCAUCGUGAUAUUAAGCCAGAUAACUUUUUGAUGGGUGUUGGCCGCAGAGCAAACCAAGUUUACAUCAUUGAUUAUGGGCUAGCGAAAAAGUAUAGAGAUCUUCAAACACACAAACAUAUUCCGUACAGAGAAAACAAGAAUCUUACAGGAACAGCUCGAUAUGCAAGUGUUAACACUCAUCUUGGAAUUGAGCAAAGCAGGAGAGAUGAUUUGGAGUCUCUUGGCUAUAUGCUUAUGUAUUUUCUUCGAGGAAGCCUUCCAUGGCAAGGCCUUCGUGCAGGAACCAAAAAGGAAAAGUAUGACAGGAUCAGUGAAAAGAAAAGACUUACACCAGUCGAGGUAUUGCUGCUUCCCUUUCCCCAAUUGAAAAUGUUGAAUUCAAAUUUCUCAAGUGUAUCCUCUUUUUGGCAGGUUCUCUGUAAAAACUAUCCACCUGAGUUCACUUCGUAUUUCCUCUAUGUUCGUUCGUUACGGUUUGAAGACAAACCAGAUUAUUCAUACUUAAAGAGGCUUUUCAGAGACCUAUUCAUCCGUGAAGGUUAUCAGUUUGACUAUGUAUUCGAUUGGACUAUCUUAAAGUAUCCGCAGUUCGGUUCCAGCUCCAGCUCCAGUUCUAGUUCCAAGCCAAGACCGAGCCUAAGACCAGCUCUGAAUAUUCCAGCACCAUCUGCUGAGAAACUCGAAAAGCCUUCAACUGGGAAAGAAACUCGUGAUAGAUACUUAGGUGUUUUCGAGGCAUACACUAGAAGAAAUGGCUCAGGAACCGGGCUUCAAGCUGAUCGGUCUAGUAGACCAAGAACCUCAGAGAAUGUUCUUGCAUCUAGAGACACGUUAAACCAGGAGAGACCAGUGACUUCAUCUAGGAACCAGAGUUCUUCUUCAAGAAAAGCAGUUGCUGGGUCAAGUGUUCGAGCUACUUCUUCAGCUGAUUUUGCAGAGAACCGAACCAGUAGCAGACUCGUCCCAAGCAACGGUCGUUCCUCCACAACUCAGAGGGCUCAGUUUGCGUCCUCCUCAAAGGCUGCACCAUCGAGAAUUCCUCCUGACGUUACACUCGAGUUCCUCACUAUUGGCAACGGGAAGAGGAAGUAA
Molecule: messenger RNA, 1467 nt
Organism: Eruca vesicaria subsp. sativa (arugula)
Lineage: Eukaryota; Viridiplantae; Streptophyta; Magnoliopsida; Brassicales; Brassicaceae
Source: the annotation of a GenBank genome assembly